UAGCUCGGGUAGACGUGGCUGUCCCCGGUUUGUGGUGUAAGCUGCUACGGGCGGGGUGUGAGGCGGGGAUGGAGGUCUAUAAGCCGCCUGCUAUGCUCCGCUGGCGGUAAUGCACAGGCUGGGCCGGCUUCACAUCCAGCGGCUGCUGUGCCUGAUGGGCCGGAGGCCGGAGCUGCUGUGCGGGGCCCUGGCGCUCAGCUGCGCCCUCAUCGUGGCGCUCAGGUUCACCUGCAGCCGAGCUAAGGACGUUGUCAUGCCAGCAAGGCCCCCCAUGCAUUUCUUCUCCAGCCAGUCCCCCGUGGUGGAUCUUUUCCGAGGGCAGAUUGAUUAUGCAGAAUACAUUCGUCAGGACUCGGAGAUAACUAUGUUCUUCCUGUAUGCGCCGUGGUGCGGCCAGUCUUUAGCUGCAAGGGCUGAAAUAGAGAAAGUGGCUAACAAGCUGGCUGACCAGGUACUGUUUGUUGCUGUCAACUGCUGGUGGCAGCACGGAAAGUGCAGGAAACAGAAAAGUUUCUUCUAUUUCCCAGUGAUUAACUUGUACCAUAAGAGCUUCGGACCCAUUGAGUACAAAGGUCCUAUGACAGCCGGGUACAUUGAGAAGUUUGUUCGAAGAGUGAUGAGCCCCCUUUUGUACAUUCCAUCUCUGCCUGUGCUUCAGGGUUUCCUGUCACAUUAUGAGCCUGCUGUUCUUGGUUACUUUGAAUUCAACAGCUCUCCUCAGCCCCCGGGCUACCUGACGUUCUUCAGCUCUGCGCUGCACUCCCUGCAGAAAGAUUACUUGGCAACAAUCCGCUUCGGAGUAAUCACUGAUGGAAAACUUGCAAAAGAAAUCUCACUCACCAGCCCAGGAAGUGUUUACUUGCACAGAAACCUCAAUUCUUCUUUAGUCUAUCCAGAGGAAGAAAUGAACUUUACUGCUGUGGGCAUUUGUAAGUGGGCUCUAGACAACCGGGAAACCUUGCUCCCCUGGUUGAGGCCUCAUGGAGGCAAAAGUCUUCUGCUGAACAACGAGCUAAAGAAAGGACCUGCUCUCUUCCUGUUCUUACCCUUCAACCCAUUAGCUGAGCAUCAGCCACUCCUGGACGAGAUUACAGAAAUGACCUUCAGUUACAAGAACUGCACACAAAGUGUAUUUGUUCAGCACGGUCAGGAGCAGAAUUUUAUUAAGGCCGCAUUCUCACCAGACACAAGUUUUUCCCACUCACAGACUUACAAGGUCUUAUCGUGUUGUAAUACCGUGGUCCUUCCCCAGUGGCACUUUAUCUCCAGGGUCCAUAAUGUGUGUGAGCUGUGCAUCAACCAGAGUGCUGGCGUCCGACCGAUCAAGGUUAGCGCUCCGCAGUGCAACUUCCUCGACAUACAGGCUGCGUUAGAUUCCUUCUACCUCAAAGAGCAAUUCUUUCUUGGUUUUAUUUCUACAGCAAGAGAGUGCAACAAUUUUCUAAGCUUCUACAGCCCCUUUAGCCAUUACACUGCGUGCUGUCAGACCGUAAGGAGAGGACUGAUGACUUCAGACUUUGUACUUACCUCCCACAGAGAGGACUCGGAGCACUUAAUACCUCACAUUGAGGAGAAUAUACUUGUAAGUCCCAGCAAUCCUGUGAGCACAGACAGUAUUAAUGGUCUCAGGUGUAGGACCAAUAAAACUCUAAAUCUUUAUCUUUUGGAUUCAAACCUGUCCUGGACUUAUGCAGAGCGGCUGGGGGCGUCGGGGGCUGCUUGGCACAAGGAAUUUGCUGCCAUUGUGGAUGUGAAAGCAGAAACCCAUUAUGUUCUAGAUCAGCAUCAGCCUCUCAUCAGACCCACUCUAGAGGCUUUUAUCCAAAACUUCAGCAAACUGUACAGUCCCCUACAAAGGCACCUUACAGGCGACUCUGUGCCACAUGAAUCCCAGUAUCAUCUCAUUACAGAAGUAACAACAAGUACAUUUAAUCGCAUUGUUCUGGGAAGCAAAAAGGAUGUUCUGCUGCUGUACUACACGAUCUGGUGCGGCUUCUGCGCGGCUUUAAAUCACAUUUUCAUCCGUGUCGCUCAGCUUCUGGCUACAGACAGCCUUAUUAUCGCAAGGGUUAACAUCGCUCGCAAUGACCUUCCCUGGGAGUUCAUGGUAGAUCGUAUUCCCACAAUACUGUUCUUUCCUCUGGACAGGAAAGACAAUAGUGUUAAGUACCCAGAAGAUCAGCCAAUCACGCUUGCCAAGCUCUUAAAAUUCAUCCUAAAGCACGCAACACUGCCUUCUACUGAUCUGCCACCGUCCUGCCCCAAACAUUACCGACAAUAUACAGAAAAUCAUGUGUCCUACAUGGAGCAGGAAAUCUUAAGGCUUCGGGCUGAAAUUGAGGUUCUACACAAAGCCCAGGAUCAGCUGGCAGGAUAUAUUUCUGAGGUAAGGAAAGAUAAACAGGAUCUGAAGGUGCAGAAGCAGAUGUUAGCGCAACACAACAAUGCCCUAGAGAUACACAAAGGGCAGCUGCAAAUGUUGUACGAACAAAAGGUAAAAGAGGUGGGAGCACUGGCAGAUAAACUGAAGGAGUUGGCUGCUGCGUCUGAACAACUCCUUACAGAGAACACGCUUCUCAAACUUAUUAUGGCAUCACUGGAGGCAAAACACAAGAACUCGGAGACUGAAGAGGUUAAUCACCUACAGGAUGGAAUCCAGACGAGUCUGGAUACCGCAGACAUUGAGGGAAUAUCUGAUUCUUCCACCACAGAGGGCACAAUGACGUUGAAACAGACAAAAGACAACAAAACAGACUGAUUAUUAUUUUUUUUUAAUUUGUUAGAUUUUGGAAAUUAUUUAUGCAGAUUUUUACACUAACUGUAAAUAAAGACAUUUUCAAAUCUUUAUUUUUAAACAAUGUUAUGUGCAAUGAUCGGAUUGCAACCUAUUUAUAAUUCUGUUGGUUUGUAAGACAUUGAAGAAGAGUAAUAAUAAUGACGUUUUGUCUGCUGAUCGGCCAUUGGUGAGAGAGGUUUUAUUACCUAACAAACACUGUAAAUCGCUAAUGAAAAUUGUGUAAAAUUGUGUAAUAAAAAUAUUUUUGAGGUAUA
Bombina bombina (fire-bellied toad) is the source of this 3051-nucleotide messenger RNA. RefSeq names its product thioredoxin domain containing 11 (gene TXNDC11). Lineage: Eukaryota; Metazoa; Chordata; Amphibia; Anura; Bombinatoridae. The transcript has 12 exons. The record is from RefSeq and is a predicted model, not a curated record. The coding region runs from base 110 to 2758 and encodes 882 amino acids.